Messenger RNA from Neoarthrinium moseri, 1518 nucleotides. RefSeq lists its product as uncharacterized. NCBI's taxonomy places the organism in Eukaryota, Fungi, Ascomycota, Sordariomycetes, Amphisphaeriales, Apiosporaceae. The transcript has a single exon. The record is from RefSeq and is a predicted model, not a curated record. Bases 1 to 1518 code for a protein of 505 amino acids.
AUGCCUGCCUCACGCCGAGCGGUCAACUACGUAUUCCUGGCUCUGUUGCUAGGAUCUGUCGCGCUCUUUUUGACGAGACAUGCGCGUUCACGAGAAGCAUUGUCCGAGGCAGCGGGCAAGCUUCACGAAGUAGGAUCGAAGGUGAUCUACUACUACUCUUCUCCCGAAACUGCAGGCCAACCAGAGCCCGAACAAGAUGAACAUGAAACGACGGCAACUCCGUCGAUCUCCGACAAGAUUCCCCUCCCAAACCUUCAUUCUGAAUCUCCAUUCAAAUCUACCGAAAUAGUGCCCCCCGAGGAAGGCAUUCCUACGCAAGCUUCCGGCGUGACUCACGAUGUGCUAGAUGAAUCAAUCUACUCAUCCGGACUGUCGGAGCUAUGUCGGGCGACUAAAUGGACCGAGGGUUUUUGGCUUCACUGCCACAGCCAGUGCGGUGAUGACAAGACUUCCUUUUGCGGAGGUUUGACCAACGCGCGAAACAGAAUCCAGACCUGUCUCCGUCUGGCGAUCGAUGCCGGCGCGAGCGUUAUCAUCCCGGCAGUGACUGCGAGAGCAGAAGACGACCUCUUGAAUACGAACGACCAUGCGGUCUGCCCAGAUGAGUGGUGGGAUACUGAGAAGCUCCAAGUCACUCUGAAAACUCAAUGCCCGCACCUGAAAACGCAGUUCUGCGACACCAAAUUGGCCAGCGCGACACGAUUGCAACCUGACUAUAGGCACUACUUAGCGGGAGGACAUACCAACGGUACCUUUCGGGCACUGGCGGAGUCGACUUUGAAAAGUAACAAUAUUCAGCAAGGCAACAUUAGCGCAAAGAAGCCGGUUAUCAUCGAGUUCGGAGACACGUACAUAGCCUGGGACUACGCCCGCAGUGAAGAAACGGCCUCAAUCCGCAAGGAUCUCUUUAAAACUCUCAAGUACAACUCUACGCUCCUGGCAUUGGGACAGGAAAUCUUGAAAAGCCCAGAGCUGAAGAAGGAGAACUUCAUUGGUGUGCACCUUCGUGGUGAGGGCGACUGGCCAGCUGGCUUCGGCUCCGCCACGGACCAGAUGCGCCGUUACGUUGAGGCCAUUGAGGAUAUCCGAGGAAGCACGCCGGAUAAGGUGAGAAGCGUCUACGUGAGCUGCGGUGACCGCAAGGCUAUCCAGACAUUCCGGGAGAUGCUUGAGCCUCUGAACUACCUGGUGCACGAUAAGUGGACUUUGUUGGCGUCGCAAUCCGAGAAGCUGGCAACUGUUGAGUCGUUGGGUUUCGAUCAGAAGGGCAUAGUAGAGUAUGAGGUUCUCGUCAACGCGAAGUUCUGGAUGGGCAUUAGCAUGUCAUCAAUGUCGUCGCUCAUUGCGUACGCACGUACAGCCGAUGCCAAGGAGGAUUUUUUCGAGAAAUACAUCUUUCCGGGAAGUACCCUGAACGGUAUUAACCGAGUCUACGAAGACAACAUGGUAAUCAAGGGCGACGAAUACACAAAACUACUGGUUGUCAGUGGCGUGGAUAUCAUGGGAUCGUUCCCAUGA